Messenger RNA from Arabis nemorensis, 666 nucleotides. NCBI's taxonomy places the organism in Eukaryota, Viridiplantae, Streptophyta, Magnoliopsida, Brassicales, Brassicaceae. The record is from the annotation of a GenBank genome assembly.
AUGGUGGUGAUGAAGGUAUAUGGAGAUGAGAUGUCAGCGUGCGUAGCACGUGUUCUUCUCUGCCUUCACGAGAAGAACACCGAGUUCGAGCUUGUCCCCGUCAAUCUCUUUGCUCGCCACCACAAGCUCCCUUCCUAUCUCUCCAUGAACCCCUUUGGCCAAGUUCCAGUUCUACAAGACGAAGACCUUACACUUUUUGAGUCGAGGGCAAUCACUGCUUACAUAGCAGAGAAACAUAAAGACAAAGGAACAGAUUUGACAAGACACAAAGACUCAAAAGAAGCAGCCAUUGUGAAGUUAUGGUCGGAAGUCGAAGCCCACCAUUUCAACCCGGCGAUCUCAGCCGUCAUCCACCAGCUCAUCGUCGUGCCACUUCAAGGUGAGGGAUCUCCUGAUGCAACCAUCGUUGAGGAGAAUCUAAAGAAGCUAGAGAAAGUGCUCGAUGUAUACGAAGAGAGACUUACAAAGGCAAAAUACUUAGCCGGAGAUACUUACACACUCGCUGAUCUCCACCAUGCUCCUUACAUUUACUACUUCAUGAAGACGAGUCAUGCCGGUUUGGUUAAUGACCGUCCUAAAGUCAAGGCGUGGUGGGAAGAUCUCUGUUCUCGUCCGGCUUUCGUUAAAGUCUCUCCUGGCUUAACCGUUGAACCGACCACGAACUGA